This is a messenger RNA of Tyto alba (common barn owl), 2566 nucleotides long. Its product is annotated as C-C motif chemokine 3-like. The transcript is spliced from 3 exons. NCBI's taxonomy places the organism in Eukaryota, Metazoa, Chordata, Aves, Strigiformes, Tytonidae. Gene Ontology annotation, biological process: cellular response to interleukin-1; monocyte chemotaxis; cellular response to type II interferon. The coding region runs from base 759 to 1037 and encodes 92 amino acids. The record is from RefSeq and is a predicted model, not a curated record. Gene Ontology annotation, molecular function: chemokine activity; CCR chemokine receptor binding. Gene Ontology annotation, cellular component: extracellular region.
UAUCGCAGAGGCACAGCUCAGUUUCCAAACAGAAGUGGAGCUGACUUGGAGCUGGGGGAGCUUUGAGAAGCUUCUCGUAGUGGGCGAUUCUGCAUUGUUCCAGAGCUCACUCUAUAUCCCAGCAGUGACCAGUGAAGCAGGGUGAGAAGUGGUAUUUGUGGCACAACUGGGGCUAAGACGGGAUGUGAGUCCUGGCAGUGGUUUUCUGCCAGCAGCAGUGGCAGCGUGUGGGGCUGCCCAUGCCAUGGCCUCUGAGCUGGGCUGGGCUCUCUGUCCGCAGAACAGCAAACCAGUGAUGGUGCUGGGGCUGUUGCAAAGCAAAUCCCUGCCUGGAACUUGCUGCAGUUGCUUCACAGCUCCCUGCAUGGCAUUGCCGCUGGGGCUCUGGACAUGGAGCUUCAUGCCCCAGCCCGGCUCAUAGCUGGUGGCAUCCCCACAGAAGUGGCAGGAUCAGUGUUGUGGGGGAUUGAGCUCUGGCCAGUCUGCACUGGGCACCCAAAUGGAAUCUGAAAGUUACAGCCACAUGGCCGGCUCUUCCCCUUCUGCGGUUUCCCUGCCUUCUCAAGCUCAGCAAAACUUGGGGAUCAUGACAUAAUUUCCCUGGUAUGAUGCACUCAUUAUCUUUCCUUGAAACACUGUGCCCACCCAGCAGCCAGGAAUAAAAGGAGAGCAUCAACACUGGGGCUGAGCAUCGUGCAGUGAGCUUCGCAGACCCCAGCUCCAGCCCUGCUUGCGGAUCCCUCGGCCCCCACAGCACCAUGAAGGUCCCCACAGCUGCCCUCAUCACUCUCUUCCUCGUGGCCUCCUGCUCCCUGUCCGAGGCACAUCUUGACGGCGUCCCCACAUCCUGCUGCUUCAGCUACCAGCAACGCCCUGUCCCGCGGGCUCUCAUCGCAUCCAUCUACACCACCAGCAGCAGCUGCCUGCACCCAGCCAGGGGUGAUCCUGGUCACCAAAAGAAGAAGGAGCUGUGCGCAGACCCCCAGGCGCCCUGGGUGAAGGCACAUCUCAAGCACUUCCAGCCUCGGAAUAACUGACCGUUCCCCGUGGCCAACCAUGACCACCAAAUUCUGCAACUGGUGCUCACCAAAAUCAUCGCUCAGAGAAUUUCCAUCUUGCUGCUGAUAGCAUUCCUCAUCCUCUUCUCUUUCCUCAACAACACUAAGGGGUCAAAAGGGGCAGAAGAAAAUGCAAUUCCAACUUCACGCCCCCGCAUCCCAGCACAAGCAUCCUGCUGGGAUUUAAGGUAUUGGGGUUGGGGGAAGAUGGAGUGGACCCUGGGGUUAUGCAAGGACACCUUUUCUGCGGCACCAAAGGUAAAACUUGUGCCAGGUUUAACCCAGCUCAGAGGCCGGAUCCUGCCCUCUUACCUGCCUGCCAGGGCAGGGAAAGAUCCUAUUGCCCGCUCUCUGCUCCUGGCUGAAGCUAAGGAUGCUCAGAUGCUCUGACCCCAUCGGCACAGCCGGGAUGGGGGCUGUUAAAUGAGCAAAUGCUGGGUAUACAUUCCCAAUUCAGGCAUUAAACCAGCAAACGCCAGGUGUAUGUUCCCAGUUCGGCAGCAAGUUAUUGCACAUCUCCACCUGCUGGUCUGAAAGAUGCUCUGAGCUGAAACAGGGAUGGGGAGGUGGUCUGCACCCUUCCACUGCCAGGGCUGGGGUGCGCUGGCUGGAGCCCCCCAACAGGGAUGGAGCCACUGCAUCAUCCCUCACCCCCAGCCCCACGCCUGGUACUUGCCCAUGGUGGGAGCAAGUAGUGGGGAGAUACAGGGAGAGUGGUUUGGCCCCAUCCCCACUGGCAGCAGGGUGGAGGUGCUGGGGCUGUAGGAUCCAGCCUUACAGGCCAGGACAGAUGCUGAAUAACCCCAUCACUCCUGGACCACCACCUCUGGGCAACUGCUGCCUCUGGGAGAGGGGAAACUGAGGCACACUGCAGGGACGAGGCUCAGCAGGCAGCAGAGAGAAGCCACAGAAAUCUAGGCUCAACCCCACAGACAGCACAAGUCAUUUUGUAAACUGGUGUGUAAAUGCCCUCCAUGCCACAUCCCAACGGGUCCCUCACAGCUUCGCAGCACAACCACGCUGAGCACACACCACCAGCACCUGCCACAGCCCUGGGAGCCCUCUCACAAGCCCUGGGGCCACCUGGGGGCCAUCCCAUUCCAGAGGUGCCAAAAAACCCCUUUCUGGAAGUAGCUGAUCUGGGGCCAGCAGCUAAGCAGCUCCCAGGGCUCCCGGUGCCUGGCAGGGGAGUGCAGUGGGGGAGAGACUGGUGCUGAGGGUUGCUCUUAAAUAUAAAACAAAGAAAAAGGGAAUAAAAAACCCUGGGCAGGAGAGAAGUGUGCUGCUUUGCUGCUGGCUGAUCCCCACCACCUGCCUGAGUGAUUUGUAAGAAGAGGCUGAGAGCUCCUAGUCCUCCCAGCCUUCUUUCUGGCUCCCUCCAAGACCUUUAUUUGUCCAGGAAAGGCCAAAGCAGUGGCGAGGGCAGCUGCGCAUCCUGGAAAGAGCCUAAAAACUCCUGGCAGAGGCUUCUCUCUCUGCCAGCACAGGCACCCCCCCACAGCAGCGCA